This is a messenger RNA of Penicillium lagena, 705 nucleotides long. Its product is annotated as SDR family NAD(P)-dependent oxidoreductase. Lineage: Eukaryota; Fungi; Ascomycota; Eurotiomycetes; Eurotiales; Aspergillaceae. The transcript is spliced from 7 exons. The record is from RefSeq and is a predicted model, not a curated record. The coding region runs from base 1 to 705 and encodes 234 amino acids.
AUGAGUUCUAUUCCGAAAGCAUUUGACUUCACCGGCGAAGUGGCAAUCGUCACUGGUGCUGGAUCUCGCAUGUCCGGCGAGAUCGGGAAUGGCCGCGCUACUGCCAUUCUUCUGGCUCGGCAGGGAGCGAAGGAAGAGAGUUGUCGCAAGGCCGUGGAGAAGACGGUCGAGCUUUUUGGGACGGUCCAUAUUCUCGUCAAUAUUGUCGGUGUCGGUGGUGCAAUGGGCGAUGCUACACAGCUCAAUCUUGCCGCCUGGGAGAGAGAUUUCAAAAUCAACGUCACUAGCAUGGUUCUGAUGAGUCGACAUGCUAUUCCGGAAAUGAGAAAGAAUAGAAGAGGAGCAAUUGUUAACAUGUCAUCUGGAGCAAUUAUUCAAAUGACUCGGGCCAUGGCAGCACAGCAUGGCCCGGAAAAUAUUCGGGUCAAUUGCGUGUGCCCUGGCAUGGUUUUCACACCAAUGGUACGAGGGAGAGGCAUGAAUGACGAAAUGCGCCAAGCAAGAAUCAAUCAAAACUUGUUGAAGCAAGAAGGAACUGGUUGGGAUGUUGGAAACGCGAUCCUGUUUCUUUGUAGCAAGGAGGCUAAAUGGAUCACCGGAUUAAUCAUGCCGGUGGAUGGUGGUACAACUGCCGGAAAAGCCGAUCGGCCGGCUCUGAAGGCGGACACACUCGCAGAGCAAAAUACCGGCGUGCCCAACAAAUAA